UACUCAUCAACUUUUGACUGAAUUAUAAGACGUGAUCGAUCACUGUAAUAUUGUUACUGAGCGUUUUGAUAUGAAAUAUGUCUCCAAGUAAAAUAGGACUGCUGGCUGCUUUGUUUGAUUUGAUUUUAAAGUCGAAUCCAUUGCCAUUGUUUGAUUGUCCAUCAGAAUGGAUUGAGCAUAAUUCACAGUGCUACAAAUUUGUAUUUCAUCCACAUGAAACAUAUACUAAAGCUCAAGUUUUUUGUAAGGAGAAUGGAGGAGAAGUUCUUGGAGUAGAAAGUCAGACAGAACACUCAUUUGUUAGAAACUGGUUGCUCAAUUUUGACAUCGAAAGGAACAAUUGGUAUACAAGUGGAGUUGUUCCCCUUGAACAAGACAAUUUCCUCGCCCUAGACAACCUUAGCAAACCAUUAAGUGGACUUAUACGGUGGUCUAAAUUCUCCAAACUGAACAACUCUGGAUUUCAUGUAGUUUACCAGUACAACGAGGGACAAUACAGUUUGACAAAAGGAGAUGGCAGUAAGAAAUAUAGCUACACCUGUGAAACAGCCAAAAGUGAAGCCUUUAGAAUCAUACAAGAUGACAGGGACUUUACGUACGGGACGAACUAUCCUGACGAGAAAUCAGCACCCAGGGGCCCCAAGUUUUACCUGUACCCUACUGACACAGAAAUCCUUGGAUCCACCUCUGAGGUUUAUCUGGAGUGUGCAGCCACUGGGCUCACUCAGCCCACAUACCAGUGGACUGUAACCAGUGAGGAUGGGCAGACCCGGCCCAUAGUGGGCCCUCGAUACAUAGUGACCAACGGCAGAGUCAGCAUCAGCAAUCCUCAAGUGGCGUUAGACGGGGGAAGUUAUCAGUGCAGUGCUAAGAAUGAAUUUGGAGUUGUUCUGACUCCACCUGUUGUGUUAUCUUUUGCAGAUUUAGGAGAAUUUUCCAAUGUUGAUACGGCCCCCAUUCGUCCGUUGGAAUACCAGGGUACAGUGAUCCAGUGUCCAAAGAUUUCCUCAACAUCCAGUCUGUCCAUCAGCUAUAACUGGAUCAAGGACCAAACCACGCCCAUUAACUCCCGACUGACACCGUAUCUCUUUAUUUCUGGAGACGGCCAGCUUUAUUUCUCGGAGGUGACGCGAGGCGAUAAUGGCAUGUACUUCUGCAUGGCGACACUGACGUAUCCGACAGACUGUGACAACUACGCAGGAUCGUUUCAGUCUCCCAGUCGAAUCAGUACGGGAAUACCCUUACAAGUGCAGGGAACUCCAUCAGGAAUAUUGAAUGUUCAGAUUCCUGACAGUUUCAUUCAAGUGUUUCCACGGCAACCAGUGGUGGGAGUUGAUGUCAGAUUGGAAUGUUUUGCUUAUGGAAGUGGACCUCUAGUGUACCAGUGGUUUCUCCCGACCCUUAGAGAUCCAGGGACCAGGGUCAGGUUUACAGACAGUGACCGGGUGUUGACCAUCGUGGGGGUCACUCUUCAGGAUGCCGGGGUGUUCACCUGUGUGUGCUCAAGUCGACGGUCAGGAACUAGGGACCAGAAAACCUUCCAUCUCGCCAUUGAGGCAAAACCAGUGUUCACAGUUCCCCUGAGGGACCAGCACGCAGACAGAGAAUCUGAACUGGUCUGGAGAUGUCAGGCAUUUGGGAUUCCCCGACCCACCUACACCUGGUACCGGAACGGUCAGCUGUUGUCAGGGGACAGUGACCUAGCUAUCACAGGAAACACCCUCACAAUUCCCAGGCUUGGGGAGGGUCAGGCUGGGAUGUACCAGUGUAUGGCCAGCAACAGACAUGGGGUGGUGACCAGUACCGCCCAACUCAGGGUGUUGUCUUUCCCUCCCUCCUUUAAAAAGAGACCGCUGGAAUCCACCACCAUUGGAUCACUGGGGGGAUCUGUGACCAUCCUGUGCCACCCAGAGGCUGCGCCCAGCCCCAACAUCACCUGGCUGUAUGAGGGACAGGUGAUUCCAGGUGAUAGUGGACAGGAAGGGACACCUGUCCACCUUCAGUCACUGACCAGUGGUCACCUGAGGAUUGUUAACCUGAGCUACACAGACCAGGGCUUGUACACCUGUAAGGCUGUCAAUAUACAUGGGACAGUACAGAGCUCCACUGAGCUGACAGUGCUAGGUAGGACAGUAAUGGUGGAGCGGCCCUCAACUGUUACAGUGGUGGUGAAUGGAACAGCCCUGCUGUCCUGUCGAGCUUCCUACAGCCCCGGUCUAGAACUCGUCUAUACCUGGUCCUUUAACGACCAAAGUAUAGAUCCUGAGCAGGAUAACAACUUUAAGAUGAGGAGUCCUUUCACUGGUGAUCUAUAUAUAGUGAUGACACAAUUCAGACAUGCUGGAGUGUACACCUGUACGGCCUCUACCCAGCUAGACUUUGUCAGUACGUCAGCUACACUGUCAGUUCUAGGACCCCCUGGGGAGCCCUUUGGUGUCCAUGUUGUCAAGAGACAAUCAUCCAUUGAUCCAUACAUUAUUCACCUUGCAUGGCAAGAUGGGGCCACUCAUGGGAGACCAGUGCAGGCUUACUCCAUAUUCACCAAGUCAAAUUACUCUGAGAGCAAAUGGAACAUGAUAAUGAAUAUUCCUCUGAAUUCGGUUACAGUGGAGGGAACUUUGAGGUCCGUUAAGGUCCUGCACCUGAGUCCUGGGUCCUCCUAUCGAUUCAAGGUCCUAGCCAUCAACAUCUACGGAGCUGGACCAACAAGUGCCCCUUCAGAUGAGUACCCAAUCCCAGGAGCUGCCCCUUCUAAAGCUCCAGCAAAUGUAAGAAGAGGGAAAGGAAAAGUGGGCAGUCUUCACAUUGUAUGGGAGCCCCUACCCCCAAAGGACCAGCAUGGGUGGGGGAUAGGAUAUAUUGUGGAGUGGAGAUUACCCCGACAGGAUGUACGCACAGAAAAUUCUUGGGAAAAGGAAUUCCUGCCUGGUAAUGUGAGCGAGUUUGUGACCACUAUUCCUGGGAGGAACCAGUACUACGUCCAGUAUGAGGUUCGAGUGACGGCCUACAACAUGUUCGGGGUGGGGAGGUCCUCCCCCAUACAGUACAUCCAAUCAGCUGAUGACAUUCCGGUGGCUGUCCCCAACAUGGUGUGGGUGGAGGCCUACAAUAGCACCGCCCUCAUGGUUCACUGGACCCCGGUCCCCAACACCAGGGACAGUAUGAAAGGCAGACUCCAGGGAUACAAGGUAAACUACUGGUUGCGGUAUGGUGAGGACGAGAACCAGGCCACUCAGGCCAGCUUCAAUGGACAAAUAGAGCAGGCCCUGGUCAUUGGUCUGCUGCCCGACACCUGGUACUAUGUCUCUGUACAGGUGUACAACGACGCAGGCAACGGACAGAAGAGUGAGAAGUACCCACAGAAAACAUUUAGAAGAGCCCCCAGGAUGUACCCCACAGAAGUGCAUGUCCACUCCUACAGCUCUGACUCGGUCAUGGUCAGUUUCCGUGGAGUCUCCACCCAAGUAGAAGAGGAACCACUCCAAGGAUACAAGAUUCGGGUUUGGGAGACGUUUGAUAACUCCAAACAAGCCUACGAUAUAGAUGUGGGUCGAGCUGUGAGUGGGAUUGUGUCUGGGAUAAAGAGGCAUUCAGUCUACAAGAUGAGGGUCCUGGGAUACAGCAGGGGAGGGGAUGGAGCCAUGAGUUCCCCACCCACACUGUUCACUCUAGGUGGCUAUAUUUUCUACGACAGUUCCAGUACUUUAGUUCUCCCAGCCAUUAGUUCCGCCACAGUUUCUUCUUCUUAUAUAAUAACCAUUGUGCUGACAAAGAUAUGUUUAUACCUUAACACAAUUUCUCUUGAAAUUUAGUGUAUUGUUAAUUUGAUAGCAAAUUCUUCAACAUGUAAUUCUAAUUUGAAUUCUAAUUCUAGAAAAAGGAGUUCAUUUGUGUUGGACUGAAAUUAACUUUAAGUGGGUUUGAUACAUUUCAGGAGUAGAAAUAAAAUGAUCUUCAAAAUGAUCCCAAAUGUCGUUCAUGCAUCUUGAUUGUUUGUCAUCUGGGUCUCAUUUGAAUAAGCGUUUUACAAAGAUAACUUAUAUCUUAAUAGUACUAGUAAUUGUCAGUACUGAAUAUAUUUUGUGAAUUUCGUGUUUAAAAGUGUUUUUUUAUGACAAUGACUAUCUCACCAUAAAGGAUUUUUACGUUCGAAUUGUAGUUAUGAUUUGUAUUUGUUUGUACAUGUUCAUUGGUGCUACUGUAUUUCCUGUUGCACUAUCUUUGAAAAUCCACGUUUUGCCAAUGCUUGAUUAUAAUACCCCCGCUCAGAAGGAGAAGGGGUUAUACUGUUUUACCCCUGUGUUUGUCUGUCUGUCUGUCUGUCUGUCUAUCUGUUUGUCUGUCCGUGUGCCUGUCUCUCUGUCCGUAACAAACAUUUCUGUCGCAUUUUUCUUAGAAACUAUUCAUUGCAGAUGCUUGAAAAUUAAACACAUUAUUUGUUUUAGCAUUCCAGAUCGUGGGACAUAUUUUUGUACCAAUCGGACGUCAACUUCCUAUGAAAUGACGACAUUGCUUAUUUUGCAUAUUAACAUCAGAGCGAGUGUAUUACUAGUGAGCAUUGGCACACAGAUCCCUGUUGAAAAUGGGUGUCAAUUGAUCUUUUGUUAUUGUGCCAGAAGUCUUUCAUGUUUUUUUCUUUAUUCCUCCUCUACGAUAUUACCAAAAGAGUUGUCUUUCAUCUUUUGAAUUUCCCUUUAACUUCUUUUCUUAGGGGAAGAGAAUCAUUCAAUUUUGUAUAUAUUUAUAUCUGUAUGCAUAUAUUCACUUUUGAAUAUUAAUAAACUCACUUUUUGAA
Magallana angulata is the source of this 4795-nucleotide messenger RNA. Its product is annotated as contactin-like. Gene Ontology annotation, molecular function: protein binding. Bases 78 to 3812 code for a protein of 1244 amino acids. Gene Ontology annotation, biological process: cell-cell adhesion. Lineage: Eukaryota; Metazoa; Mollusca; Bivalvia; Ostreida; Ostreidae. The record is from RefSeq and is a predicted model, not a curated record. The transcript has 24 exons.